AUGUUCAAGCAUCUAUAUGUGUCAUCUUAUGCCCUUGAUGAUAAGAAGGCACGCUACAAAUAUGCUUCCUGCGAGGUCAAAGCCUUCCGACAUCAGGUCAAACUUGGCCUUUUGACUAUCGAAGAAAUGGAAGAGAAAAGAAAAGUUGUCUUUAGUCUCUAUGCUGAUGGUAUGAAUGACAUCGAGGAUUGGACCGAUUACCGUCAAAAGAUCCUGCGGGUUACCUCGCUGUCAGUGAAUGCGGUCUGA
Penicillium brevicompactum is the source of this 249-nucleotide messenger RNA. RefSeq lists its product as uncharacterized. The coding region runs from base 1 to 249 and encodes 82 amino acids. The transcript has 2 exons. The record is from RefSeq and is a predicted model, not a curated record. NCBI's taxonomy places the organism in Eukaryota, Fungi, Ascomycota, Eurotiomycetes, Eurotiales, Aspergillaceae.